Messenger RNA from Vigna radiata var. radiata (mung bean), 489 nucleotides. RefSeq lists its product as uncharacterized. The coding region runs from base 1 to 489 and encodes 162 amino acids. The transcript has 2 exons. Gene Ontology annotation, biological process: DNA integration. The record is from RefSeq and is a predicted model, not a curated record. Lineage: Eukaryota; Viridiplantae; Streptophyta; Magnoliopsida; Fabales; Fabaceae. Gene Ontology annotation, molecular function: nucleic acid binding.
AUGAAUGGGGGUUUGUCUUCGGUAAUAAGGCAAGUGUUAACAAAACCAACGAUCGAAUGCUUUAAUGUGACUAAUUCCGCGGGGCAAAAGGAUUGGAAAGACGUGAUUAUCCGGCUGAUUCAGGAGCAAGAUGAAGGAGCAACUCUUACUGUGGAAGAUGCAAAGCAGAUACCACGAUAUUGCUUGUGGGUAGAGGCCGAACCGUUAGCUAAGAUUUCAGCUACUCAGGUUCAGAAGUUUGUAUGGAAGAUAGUUUACAGGUUCGGUUUACCCAAGGCGAUCAUCACUGAUAACGGUCGGCAGUUUGUAGACAAGAAACUCGUUGCUUUUUAUAGAGAAUUGGGAAUUACACCUAUUACAAGCUCGGUAGAGCACCCGCAAACGAACGACCAAGCCGAAGCAACAGAUAAAAUCAUUGUCCAGGAGUUGAAGAAGAGGUUGGGGGAGGCAAAGGGAGCAUGGGUGGAUGAGUUACCUCAAGUAUUAUGA